Bubalus bubalis (water buffalo) is the source of this 2979-nucleotide messenger RNA. It is a transcript of the gene GPR132, whose product is annotated as G protein-coupled receptor 132. Bases 748 to 2019 code for a protein of 423 amino acids. The record is from RefSeq and is a predicted model, not a curated record. Gene Ontology annotation, molecular function: G protein-coupled receptor activity. Lineage: Eukaryota; Metazoa; Chordata; Mammalia; Artiodactyla; Bovidae. Gene Ontology annotation, biological process: G1/S transition of mitotic cell cycle; G protein-coupled receptor signaling pathway; negative regulation of G2/M transition of mitotic cell cycle. The transcript is spliced from 2 exons. Gene Ontology annotation, cellular component: membrane.
UCUCCUUCAUCUCCUGCACUGCGGGCGGGUUCUUUGCCACUGAGCCACCGGGGAAGCAUGGCUCUCCUCCCGCCUUCACAGCCGGCCACGGCGAAACGCCCACGGUCAUGCCAGCUUUGGAAUGUGCCGAGGUUUCUUUGGCCAUUGGAAAGGCCUGUGGAAGGGCCCAGGGGUCUUCAACCUCGACUGUAAGUAACCAAAGAGUCUUCACGCCUCAGGGGUCACCAGGCUACAGAAGCGAGAGCCACGUUCUGCGCCAUCACUGGGGCCGCCCCGCCCUGUGCGGCCCACUGUCCAGUCCCUUGGCUGGGUACCGGGGCCCACCCUUGCCAGAGGCCACUGCAUCCAGAGAGGCCUGUCUGCACCUGGGCACUGCCCGCAGCUCCCGCUGACCUCAAGGGGCUGCUCCAUCUCCGCUGUCCACUCUUGGAGAACCAGGCCUUUACACGGACAGCACCUCCACAGGCCAGGCUCACAUUCUUCCUGCUCCCAACAGGGACCCCGAAGCCCGGGGGGCAUUCGCUCCCUGUGCCCACCCGCCAGCCUCGGCACGGUCCCAGCGCGAGCCCUGCGGAGCCCCAGGGACGCCUCCAAAGGACGGUGUGAGAGCACGGCUGAGCUGAUGGGGUGGAGGAAAGAGGAAAGUGGGGGGCGGGUGUGGGCGCUGGGCGUCCUGGCGUCUCCGGGUCCCUGCGCGUGCUGUGGGCCGGGGCGUCACGUGAUGAUGGACAGCGGCGACUGCCCCGCAUGCCUGAGUCAACGGAGGACACGGCCAGGCCCAAGCUGUCGGGGCUGGUUUUAUAUUCCGCGACUGAUUCUGUCUGUCUGUUUCCCGAGGGGACGUGGACCCACCCACAGAGGGUGGGUGUGGGUUUUGAGUCAGGACACCUGCCCAAGGAUUCCAAAGGAAACGCCACGCUAGAGAUCGGCCCUGUGCUGGGGGUCCUGUCGAUGGGCGGGUCUUCCCACACAUGCGACGUGCCCUUCAACGACAGCAGGGUGUUCCUGGUGACCGUGUACAGCGGCGUGUGCGCGCUGGGCCUGCCGGCCAACGGCCUGACGGCCUGGCUCACGCUGCUGCAGGCACGCCAGGGCCACGUGCUGGCCGUCUACCUCUUCUGCCUGGCGCUCUGCGAGCUGCUCUACAUCAGCACCCUGCCGCUCUGGGUCAUCUACAUCCAGCACGGGCACCGCUGGCCGCUCAGCCCCUGGGCCUGCAAGGCGGCCGCCUACGUCUUCUUCUGCAAUCUCUACCUCAGCAUCCUCUUCCUGUGCUGCAUCUCCUGUGACCGCUUCCUUGCGGUGGUGUACGCACUGGAGAUGCGGGGCCGCCGCCACCAGAAGACCGCCAUCCUCGUCUCCGCGGUGGUCUUCCUUCUCGUCGGGCUCGUCCACUCCCCGGUGUUCAAGAUGGAGCACAACGGAACCUGCUUCGAGACGCUGCCGAUGGACCGCAGGGUGGCCGGGUACUACUACGCACGCUUCACGGUGGGCUUUGCCGUCCCGCUGUCCAUCAUUGCCGUCACCAACCAGCGCAUCUUCAGGACUGUCCAGCUGAGCACCAGCCUGAGCGCUGCCCAGAAGGCCAAGGUGAGGGUCCUGGCCAUUGCGGUCGUGGCCAUCUUCCUGGUCUGCUUCGCCCCCUAUCACCUGGUGCUCCUGAUCAAAGCCGUCGCCUUUUCCUACUACAGAGGGGCCGCAGACCCUGUGUGCACCCUUGAAAUCCACCUGUACACGGUCUCCGUGGUGUUCCUGAGCCUGGCCACCGUGAACAGCGUGGCUGACCCCAUCAUCUACGUGCUGGCCGCGGAAGCGACACGCCAGGAAGUGUGCAGAAUGCACAAGGGGUGGAAAAAGUGGUCCACGAAGAUGGACAACACCAAGCUCACGUGCUCGAAGGACUCAGAUGAGGCACGGUCGCCCAUGUCCCUCACAAACAGCUAUGCCUUCCCUGAGCCCAUCCACGCACCAGAGCCAUCACCAGGCACCCCAGAGGGGCUGGCCGAGGGGUCCUGCUGAGCCCAGCACAGGAGUUCAGGGCUGGCCACCCGGUGCUGCUUGGAGCCCGCUAGCCAGUGUCCACGGUACUGGCUGGAGAGCCCCCUCUUAAUGGUUCGCCCCCAAUUUCUGGUCCCUGGAGUCUCUGCCGCCGGGGGUCCUGGCUGAGCAGAAGCCUCAGGGAAGGUGGCAGCACAGACUGGGUAAGGGCAAGCCUGCUGGCCGCGGGAAAAGCACAUGGCAGGUGGGAGCACUUGCUCUGGCAGGCGCUGUCCGCUAUGAGCGCACAGCAGGGCGGCUGGCGCAGGCCGUGUGCCCGCCUGGUGCUCUGGCAGCUGGCACAGGCCGUGUGUCGGAGCUGCCUGUCAGCCUCUGCGUGAUGACUUUAUUUCCUGAGCUUUUCUGCAAGCGUCACUUGGAUGCGAUUAAGUGGCUGGGCGUUUCUGCUUCUGCCCCAGGUCGUCCAUGCAAACUGUACCCUUGGGCCAGUUGUAUCCCAGGCCCUUGGCCGGGACAGCUCAGCACUGGGGCCCUGAGGGGAGCCGCAGGGUUGGGCAGAGCUGCAAGGUGGGGUGCAGUCCACGUGGCCUCCGGAGGAAGCCCCGUGUGUGCGUGGCAAGCACGCCUGUGGGCUGGGAGGGCCGAGGGGCGCCCCAGGCAGGGGGACACGCCCAAGGGCCCCGAGGACCUGGCAAGUAGUCAGCACGGAGGCUUCCUGGCUCCCCUGUGGGGUGGCUGCCGAGGGCCAGGCCAGGCACAGUGCUGCCUCUGCGUCCUCAUCGGUAGCAGGGCCCGUGACCCCGGCCUCAGUGGGUCAGUGGCGGGGCUGACCGCACGCAGCCCCGAGGUGGUGUCAGGGCAAAUUCUGCUCCCGCUUCUCUAAGGCCGCCUCGAUGGGUGAGCUUUACUGUGAAAGACCCUAAGACAUGUGAUUUCACAUCUGGGAAUAAAAACACAAGAGAACACGUCAGUGCCAAAGUC